AUGCUUCCGUAUGCGUACACGAACAACAUCGUCGUCCAGCUGUUCACUGGGUAUGGGAAGAUUGCACGGGUGACGCUGUUGCGCCACAAGGACACCCGAGCGAGUCGCGGCGUGGCCAUUGUGCUGUUUUCGCAGCCUGAAGACUGCAAGAAAGCAUGCAAGGCACAAGCCAUAGUGAAGUCGAUGAUGUUAAGUGGCUCCAUGUCCAACGACGACGGCCGGUCGGGCGACUUUAUCAAGAAACGCGAGUACUCGUCCAAGAAACCAAUACCUGCGUUUCUCCGUGAGAAGCCCAAGCCCAAGAAGAGCUCCCAGCGGCGGGCCAAGUUUGAGCACGGAGAAGCCGCUGACUACUGUGACCACACACAGGACGACCACAGGUAA
Molecule: messenger RNA, 384 nt
Organism: Aphanomyces astaci
Lineage: Eukaryota; Oomycota; Saprolegniomycetes; Saprolegniales; Verrucalvaceae
Exons: 2
Coding region: 1-384 (127 amino acids)
Biological process (GO): mRNA splicing, via spliceosome
Cellular component (GO): U12-type spliceosomal complex
Molecular function (GO): RNA binding
Source: RefSeq, a predicted model, not a curated record